Molecule: messenger RNA, 1269 nt
Organism: Seminavis robusta
Lineage: Eukaryota; Bacillariophyta; Bacillariophyceae; Naviculales; Naviculaceae
Source: the annotation of a GenBank genome assembly
AUGGAGGUCCUAAAGUGGGCAAGAGAACACAACUGCCCCUGGAAUGUUGACACUUGUGUGGGCGCUGCCGCCAAUGGGCAUCUCAAUGUGCUGAAAUGGGCUCGUGAAAACGGCUGCCAUUGGGACAGAGACACAUGUGCCAAUGCAGCUGGGGAAGGGCAUUUGAUAGUACUGAAAUGGGCUCAUGAGAAUGGUUGCCCCUGGGAUGAAUGGACCUGUACCUUUGCUGCAGGGAAUGGAAAUUUGGAAGUCUUGAAAUGGGCCCACAGAAAGGGCUGUCCUUGGGAUGAAAGUCUAUGCCGCAGUGCUUCGGCUAAUGGUCAUUUAGAGGUUCUCCAAUGGGCCCACGAACAUGGCUGUCCUUGGAAUAGUGACACAUGUACCGCAGCUGCUACCCGUGGGCAUUUAGAGAUCCUCAAGUACGCACAUAAAAAUUCUUGUCCAUGGAAUGAAGAGACUUGUUCCAGGGCUGCAAUCCUUGGAUGUUUGGAUCUGCUGACUUGGAUUCACGAAAAUGGCUGCCCUUGGGACAGAAAUACUUGUGCCAAUGCUGCAGCUCAUGGGCAUUUGAAUAUUCUCCAGUAUGCCCAUGAAAAUGGGUGUCCUUGGGAUGAAGAAACUUGCUCAAAUGCUGCUGAGAGUGGGCAUUGGGAAGUUCUCAAGUGGGCUCAUGAAAAUGGAUGCCCUUGGAAUAAUAUCACCUGUUCCUGCAUAGCAGAACAUGGAAAUCUGGAGAUGCUGAAAUGGGCCCAUGAAAAGGGUUGCCCGUGGUCCAGCAACACUUGUGCAAAGGCUGCUCAAGGUGGCCAUCUGGAGCUACUGAAAUGGGCCAGAGAGCAUGGCUGUCCCUGGGAUGUAGAGACAUGUUCUUCAGCUGCGGAGGCUGGUCAUUUGGAGCUUUUGAAAUGGUCUAGAGAAAAGGGAUGUCCAUGGGAUGCAGAUACAUGCACUUAUGCUGCUGGGAAUGGACAUUUGGAAUUGCUCCAGUAUGCCCAUGAGCAAGGUUGCCCCUGGGAUGCAAACACUUGUUCAAGUGCUGCUUGGAGUGGGCAUUUGGAUUUGUUGAAGUGGGCCCGUGAACAGAAUUGUCCAUGGACUGUGUUGACCUGUGCCUAUGCUGCUGGGAAUGGACAGUUGGAAGUGCUCAAAUGGGCCCGAACCAAUGGCUGUCCUUGGGACGGAGACACCAUCUUCCUUGCAAAUCAGUAUGGGCACCAAAACACUCUGAGAUGGGCCCGAGACAAUGGAUGCCCUGUGCCUCUGCCGUAG